AUAUAAAAAGCCUCAGGGAAAUGUGCAGAGGUUUGUAUUUUUUCUGACAGCCCUUCAAGCGAUUGUCUAACCUAUAAGACCAGGAAGAAAUUAAAGAGAAGACGAGAGAAUAGAACAACAGGGUUUUAAAAAAUACAGAAGCAAAAAAAAGCAGAGUGAAAAGACAGACAAGCCCUUUCCCCAAUGAGCUGAGACUUGUGGAAAGCAAGAAAAACUACGGAAGAUAUUGGCCAGAACACCUUCCCCCCACCCCCCACCCAGAAAAGGGGACUGUUGGCAGAGUGCCAAAGUAGACGGAGACAUGUGUGACAGUCAGUCUGACACGGAGAGCUCUGAUGAGCCCGAGCCAUCUUGCCGAACCAAGAGGCAAAAAACCUCACGUUCUUGCCGGGCUGGAUUGAUUUUUCCCGUGAGCCGUGUUGAUAGGUUCCUCCGGAGAGGGGACUAUGCCGAACGCAUUGGAUCAGGAGCAUCCGUUUACAUGGCUGCUGUGCUUCAGUACCUGACGUACGAUAUUGUGGAUAUUGCUGGGAAUAUUGCUUCUCGUGACAACAAACAUCGAAUUGUCCCUGAACACUUACAGCAAGCCAUCAGCAAUGACUCUGAACUCCACUCUCUCUUGGGAGGCAUCUCCUUUUCCAGUGUGAAAGAUGAGCCCAAUAAUAACCCUGUCCCAUCAGCCAAGAGGGGCAGGGGCAAGAAACCCAACAAAGCUGUAAGAGCUCCAAAUGAGGUUGCCACAUAAACAAAGGUUCUUCUGUUUAUCUGCGCAUGGAAUGAAGUCUUUUUAAUAUCCAGCCUUGCCGUCUAAUAAAAGCUGCUCUGAAGAUGA
Messenger RNA from Anolis carolinensis (green anole), 832 nucleotides. Its product is annotated as histone H2A-beta, sperm. NCBI's taxonomy places the organism in Eukaryota, Metazoa, Chordata, Lepidosauria, Squamata, Anolidae. The transcript has a single exon. Gene Ontology annotation, biological process: heterochromatin formation. Gene Ontology annotation, cellular component: chromatin; nucleosome. Bases 302 to 745 code for a protein of 147 amino acids. The record is from RefSeq and is a predicted model, not a curated record. Gene Ontology annotation, molecular function: DNA binding; protein heterodimerization activity; structural constituent of chromatin.